AUGCAUCAGAUCUCUUACAGGCAAGCUCAAGAUGUUGUUCAUGCUUUUCCCAAUUGUCAGAGGUUUUCUAAAUCUAAGUCCCCUGGAGGAGUUAAUCCUCGAGGAAUAGAAGAAUUUCUGGGGCUCUUGGUUGCCCAGCAGCCCAGUGAUGAACAACCUCAACCAGAGGAGUCACCAAAUGAAUGUUGGGAUAUUACAGCUGGUUGGGAGAGAGAAAAUGAGGGAGCACCUGAAAUCCAACAGCCUGACCUAAAAGCUGAUCCACGACUGUCUCAGCCAAAGAGUGGAGGUAAAUGUGGAGAUUUUCCUGAUGUCAAGGGGGAAAUUCUACCCAAUCUAGAACCUGUUAAAAUCCCAGAAGCAGGUGAAGGGGAACCACAGGUUUAA
Messenger RNA from Galeopterus variegatus (Sunda flying lemur), 387 nucleotides. RefSeq names its product X antigen family member 5-like. Lineage: Eukaryota; Metazoa; Chordata; Mammalia; Dermoptera; Cynocephalidae. The record is from RefSeq and is a predicted model, not a curated record.